This is a messenger RNA of Daldinia caldariorum, 2303 nucleotides long. RefSeq lists its product as uncharacterized. Gene Ontology annotation, biological process: protein secretion. The record is from RefSeq and is a predicted model, not a curated record. The transcript is spliced from 2 exons. Gene Ontology annotation, molecular function: guanyl-nucleotide exchange factor activity; protein binding; GTPase activator activity. Bases 288 to 2096 code for a protein of 602 amino acids. NCBI's taxonomy places the organism in Eukaryota, Fungi, Ascomycota, Sordariomycetes, Xylariales, Hypoxylaceae. Gene Ontology annotation, cellular component: endoplasmic reticulum membrane.
UGUGGCCUUGACCUUCUUGGACUAAUAAGACCACUAAGGUACAUCAGACAUCGUUUCGUCACCAAAGCCUACGACAAUAAACUACCUAACCUAAAUGCCUUCCUUCAUUACUUACCCAACAAACCCAAGGAUAUACCUAAAUAGAAAUAUAAAACUGUUUUUUUUUUUCUCUCUUUUCAUUCAUAAUGUCGACUUAAAAUAAAAAUAUGUCGUCUAGUUAACCAAGAUAACCAAGAAGUCCUAUUCACUUCUAACCAACCAAGUCAAUCAAAUUUCCGUUCACGACAAUGGCGAAACGCAUUAUCCCUACCGCGAAGAUCACCCUCACCUAUCCUCUCUAUUCAUGCGAUUUCGACCCGACAGAUCCUAACCAGCUCGUCGUCGCAGGAGGCGGCGGACCUGGACGAAAUGGUGUGGGGAAUAAAAUAACUGUUCUCGAUACAUCCAACCCGGAAGAAUUGUCGGAAGUCACCGAGCUCGAACUCAGCAAAACCGAAGACAAUGUCACAACACUCGCCGUCGGUCCUCGAAGAGAUAGAUCCCUGACCGUAUUUGCCGGUGUCAAUUCGAGCCCGGAAGAUAUAAAGAAGGGGAGGAAUGACCAUUUUCGUAUUUUCAGUAUCGACCAGCCCGCUAAAUCAGCCAAGACUAGCGGUGUAAGGGUUUCCAUUUCCGAAAUCGCGCGCCAUGUGCUGUUUGUGCAUAAGGAUACAAGUGCCUACCAAAGACUCCUCCGAUUGUCCCACCCCUACGAAAAACUCCCACAAUUAGGCGCCGCCGCUACGGGACUAUCCAAGCAACCUGAGAUCGCGCUUUUCGAUGUACCAUGCGAAGGAGGCGGGAGGUGGAAAUCGAGGGGUAGGCUGGAUAUCCCGAAAGAAGCUAUGGACCUAGACGUCGUUCAGACGGGGCCCGAUACAUAUCAAUUGGCGUACUGCGACGAUCACCAAAUAUUCACCGUCGAAGUAUCCAAGGAGGAAAUAUCGGAGCCAAAAUGCGUAUAUACCAUUACCCCAGAUGAAGGUGCUACAGCUAAGGAUUCCUUCAAAUCGCUGCGCUACCUGACACCUGGCUUUUUGAUCACUGUGGUCAACAAACCUAACUCCCAGGGAGUUGCGCUGCAUGGCUAUCGCCUACCCGCCAAAGAGCAAGACAAGGCUCGGGUAGCGAUCAAGGCUAAACUUCCGAAGGGCGUCUCCAAGGCUACAGGUCUUGCAGUGAGGAACCUGUCGCCAACUUCGUCUCCGACGGAUAAGACAGGCGAGACCCAAUUCGUAGUUGCGGUUGCGGGGAACGAUGCUUCGAUAUCGCUCUUCACAUUAGAACAUAAAUCCUCAGCUAGGGUAGAGCUCCUCGCAGACCUCGCGCCAUUUCAAGUGCUCAAAGGUGUCCAUCCUUCCAAUAUUACUGGACUAUCCUUUUCCCCGUUUUCGCCGCCAAAAUCGGCGUCAAAGGGCAACACCGAACUUACCGUUAAGCUGGCUAGCGUCGGCGUCGGGUUCACGACAGUAGUACACAGCAUACCCCUUAAGAAGUAUGUUGAUAAGUCUGUCGCGAAAAGAAAAGGAGGGCCUCCGAGCCCGUCGCGCUACGUAGUUGCGCUGAAAUCUAAGGGCGAAUCUUCGGUCACGCCUAUCACACUUUUAACAGUUGUAGUGCUUCUCCUCGCCCUAAUUGGGCAAGUCUUUCUUGAGGCCAAAGAUAUCGGCAAUCCCGUCCUUGGGAUCAGGCCGUAUCUUCCCGCGUCGUGGACGCAGCCGUUCCGCAAAGUCGCCGCGACCAACGAAAAGUCGAUCAAGGAUCUACUAUCGGACGCUAACGCACAUCAUACUCAGCCGCUCGUGAUUCGACACGACGAAUCCGGGGAAGCGGACCCUCAUGGGCUGCCCCCUCUGCACGUCGGUAUCCACGACGAAGAGGUCCACGGCCCCGCCAAGUCGUGGGAAAACCUAAACCCCGAAGAACAACACCUCUGGAAGGAACGCCUGAAGAAGACGGGACAUUGGUUCGAAGAAAUGGGCGAGUCCAUCUUCCAGGGCGUUCUCUUCGGCGAGAUUGGCGGGGCUAUCGGGAAUAUAGUCGGAGAGGCGCUAUAGCGGGUUCUUUCUUACGUACAUAAUACCGCUACUACUACGACUACAUCUACACGUGGAAAUAAAAACGAAGGUGAAGAUGAAGAUAAGGGACGAGGACAAUGCUAUAAUCAUGAAUCUCUGAGAUGAUUAUGUUACGAAAGAAUGCAGGAUGUAUUAUGUGAUAUGUAUAAUAUUUUUGAAUUUGAAAAAAAAAAAAAAAAAAAAAAA